AUGGAUGAGUCGGAACGCUGGAAUUCGAGUGUGGAUUAUGUUUACGGAGGUCUGAAAGGCAUUCACAUCCUAAUUGCCAUUUCCGAAUCCGUCUAUGUGAUUGAUUGUUGGCUUGAAAAUCCAGAAGACAGGAUUCACCAAGGUAUACCCACGCAUAUUAUUUAUUUAUUAACUUUACAAUCAUACCAAAAAUAUAACAAUGAUUGAAGGUAAAUUAUAAAUAGUUGGUUCCAUAUGUGUAUGUCUUGGGAGUAGUGUUCGGGGGAAAGGGAAGAACAAAGAGCAAUAGAUGCGGAAAAAGAAGGGGUUAUAGAGGGGGUACGGAUAGGGGGGAUGGAAAUGCUGGAAGAAAUGCGAAUAGAGGCUGAAAUGCUGGAAGCCUUACAGGGUCAGGUCGACUAGAUGUCGCCAAGUAGGUACCUGGCAAGGUUUACAAAAUUAAAAUACACAAUUGUAGGCGUUUUGGUCCGAAAAGCUGUGUUUCAGCCCUAAAAAGGGUGUUUUGGGGUGUUUUUAGCCAUUAAAACGGUGUUUAUUAGGUGUUUUUAGCCGUUAAAACGAUGUUUUCAUGGUGUUGGACGCGUUAAGGUCACCAGGUAGGUACCUGGCAAGGCUUCACUGUAUAAUUUUAUUGUCAGAAGCACACUAAAAUUUUAAUCCCACCAUAACUAAAUUAACACCUAUGAGAGUAUUUUUUUCCGUAUAAAGGGUCCGUAAUCUCCCGGAUCAGUCAUGAUUGCUACUUUCAAACCCUUUGGGUUUGGAAAAAAACAGAAUCAACUUUAGGAGGUAAAACUUUUGUAUAUACAAUAAAGGGUACUAACACUAGGUCCGGAAGUUCGGAAACUUGGAUUUAGAGUUGCCAUUGUUUUUCCAAACCUUAAGGGUCUGGAAAGCAGAAUCAACUUUAGGAGGUAACCAUAUCCAAGAAAAAGUUAUUCCCUAUAAUAAAAUAAUGGCAAAUCUAAGCCAUCAACAUUCGAACUGUUUGUCCGAACGUACUUAUCGAAGGUAUGGAGAACGACGCCUUAGAGCGGGCAAAAAAGGAUACGGGGAAGCGACGACGGAAAGCAAGAACGGAAUACAGGAAGACGCAGAGGUUCAUUUAGAAAGAGGACCUCAGGAGACUGAUUAAAAUUAACAAGAAUUUCGACAAAAUUCUCAAGCAGGAGAAAAAGACAGCGACCCAAAGAUGGAAAAUUCUCAAGCAGGAGAAAAAGACAGCGAACAAAAGAUGGAAAAAGGAGAUCAAAAGCACCGCGGAUCAGUUCUGCAAACGCAGAAAGCAGAUUGAGAUCGACGCACGGAAGGCAACAAGGGAGGCAAGGAAAUGGGGACGAGAAAUCAAAAAGGAGGAAAGAGAACGACGGAAAGAGGUUUCCGACUGGAAGGUCGAAGCCCAGAAGUGGAAGAAGGAAUCGCAAAUGUUGAGGAGGAACGAGAAAGAACGGAAGAGACGCGCCGAGCAGAACCGCAGGAUUAGACAGGGUAAGUGGAAAAGUAAGAAGAAGUUUGGUCAGCUUCAGCUAAAACUGUAG
This is a messenger RNA of Paramuricea clavata, 1538 nucleotides long. The record is from the annotation of a GenBank genome assembly. NCBI's taxonomy places the organism in Eukaryota, Metazoa, Cnidaria, Anthozoa, Malacalcyonacea, Plexauridae.